GAAAACGAACGUCGUUUGAAUAAUUUUCGGUAGGUUUUUACAUCAUUUUACAGCAAAACAUUACUUUAAUAGAUUCCUUUUCAUAUUUCACCUAUUGCGUGCAAAUAUUAUACUCACACCAUGUCGAAAAGAAAAGUAACAUUUGAGGAUGGCAACGGUGAGUUUGACCUCGAAGACGAUGUCCCGAAUAAAAAGAGUUGUGAAGCUGUCAGCGGACCAGGCUCCAGGUUUAAGGGUAAACAUUCCCUCGACAGCGAUGAAGAGGAUGAAGGAGAAGACACAAACAGCAGCAAAUAUAAUAUUUUAGACAGUGAUGAUGUUGAGGGUCAAGAGGGAGCAACCAUUGACUUUGAUGAGGGAGUUUCUAUUACUCCUUUCAACCUGGAAGAGGAGAUGCAAGAAGGACACUUUGACUCAGAGGGAAACUAUUUCAUCAAAAAGGAGCAACAGAUUAGAGACAACUGGCUUGAUAACAUUGACUGGGUGAGAAUAAGAGAGCAGCCUUUCAAAAAAAAGAAGAAAGGUCUUGGAGCCAAAAGGACACGCAGAGCAGGCGAUGAGGACGAGGCAGAGGAAGAAAAACAGAGAGAAGAACAGCAAGCAGACCAAGAAGAAGAAGAGGAGGAGGAAGAGGUAGAGCCUCCAGAGGACCCACUGGCAUCCUACACACAGCACCAGCUCACUGAAGCGGUCAUCGAACUACUGCAGCCUGGAGAAACAGUCGCUACAGCGCUCCGUCGGUUAGGAGGCCUUGGAGGACGGAAGAAGGGAAAGCUGAGGGAAGAAGAAAAAUCCACAGAGGAGACCAAAAGGGAUACGGAAAAGCUUGAUCGGCUCACAGCGCUAGCUGACCGACUGGUUGGAUCCGGGAUGUUUGAAAUCUAUCAGCAAACCUACGAAAAACUGGCCUACAUGUUGAAGAGCAUGACUAGCAAGCGGCCAGCGGUGGGGGGUGAGGAGGAGGAAGAAGGAGAUGAGCUUGACAUGUUUGCUGACAAGUUUGAUGAGAAGCAUGGUGAAACAGCUGAGGACAAAGAUGACAAUAAAAGGGUGAGCGAUGAAGUGAUGUGGGAGUACAAGUGGGAAAAUAAGGAUAAUUCAGAAGUCUACGGCCCUUUCACAAGCCAGCAGAUGCAGGACUGGGUGGAUGAAGGCUAUUUCAGCAGUGGUGUUUACUGUAGGAGGGUGGACCAGGAGGGAUCGCAGUUCUACAGCUCCAAGAGACUGGACUUUGAACUCUAUACAUGAUUUACAUCCAGUAUUGAAAAAUUUGAACAUAAUAUUAUGUUUCAGCUACAAUCUGUUCUCAGCCUUUUCAUGAUUUCUUUUAGGGUUUUGGUGUCAGAUCUGCCAUUUUAACACUGGUUUUGUUUUCUGUACGCUGUUUUUUAAAUAAAUGAUGUAUGUGGUGAAGUAAUCUGA
Oreochromis niloticus (Nile tilapia) is the source of this 1422-nucleotide messenger RNA. It is a transcript of the gene cd2bp2, whose product is annotated as CD2 (cytoplasmic tail) binding protein 2. The transcript is spliced from 7 exons. The record is from RefSeq and is a predicted model, not a curated record. Lineage: Eukaryota; Metazoa; Chordata; Actinopteri; Cichliformes; Cichlidae. Gene Ontology annotation, molecular function: protein binding. Gene Ontology annotation, cellular component: U5 snRNP. Bases 121 to 1248 code for a protein of 375 amino acids.